AUGGCCAAAAGCAAGCAGAAUAUCCCUCUCAUAGAGUUUUUGAAGAGUCGUAUCUACCUUGGAGCUUAUGAUUAUACUCCGACAGACUCUGAUAAGUUGGUUUAUUUCACGGUGGAAGAUGCAUUACCGUAUAACGCUUUUCAUUUGGAUUUUGGUCCAUUGCAUAUCGGGAGCCUUUACAGAUUUGCUGUAGUAUUGCACAACCUCUUGAAUGAGGAAACAAACCAAGGCAAGGCUAUCGUAUUUUACAGUUCCACAAAUCCUAAAGAUAGAGCAAAUGCAGCAUGCUUACUUAGUUGUUAUUUAAUUCUUGUUCAAUCUUGGUCUCCUCACCAAGUUUUGCAACCUUUAUGUCAAAUUGAUCCACCAUUACAGUGUUUCAGAGAUGCUGGAUACUCAAAUGCUGAUUUUGAAAUAUCGAUUCAGGAUAUUGUAUAUGGAAUGUGGAGAGCCAAGGGCCGAGGUAUGAUUGAUUUGACUUCCUUUAAUUUAGAGGAAUAUGAACAAUAUGAAAGAGUUGAUCAAGGUGACUUUAAUGUUAUAUCGAAAGAUUUUAUUGCAUUUGCUUCCCCACAACAAAAGAGACCAGGUUACCUUAAUGAACCAUUUAGGGAGGUUCUUAAUUACUUCAUAGCAAAUAACGUCCAAUUAGUCGUCAGACUAAACUCGCAUUUAUAUGACGCCUCAGAGUUUACAAAGAGAGGUAUUAAACAUAUCGAUAUGAUUUUUGAUGACGGAACAUGUCCGACCUUGGAAUAUGUUCAAAAGUUUAUUGGUGCGGCAGAAUGUGUUAUUAAUAAAGGCGGUAAAAUAGCUGUUCACUGCAAAGCUGGUUUGGGAAGAACAGGCUGUCUUAUUGGUGCUCACUUGAUAUAUACUAAUGGUUUUACCGCGAAUGAAUGUAUCGGGUACAUGAGGAUGAUCAGGCCGGGAAUGGUAGUUGGACCACAGCAACAUUGGUUGUACUUGCACCAGAACGAUUUCAGGGAUUGGAGGCACACAAUGGUAUUGGACAACCAGCCUGAUGAAUUUUUGGGAGGCUUGUAUUCAUUGUGUUCUUACGAAGAAUACAAAACUAGGAUGAGACAAGAAGCAAAGCAAAGGAAAUUACACCAGCAACAAAUAAAUUCAUCGGUCACUCAACCAGAUUCUUCAUUUCACACACCAAUAAGAAGGAGGAAAAUAAGUGGCGCCUUGGCAGCAAAAAUACAGACUGCUGUCCCUAUGGAAUCACCUGGUCAGCCAAGAAAGUGCUUUGAAGAUGAACUGGAAGGAGUUGUUGAAAUAAUUAAUAAUUCGGAUGAGGAAGGUACAGCAUCCAUGCAAGGAAUUCAAAGUCCCUCGAGGAGAUUCAAUACUGGUCAAUAUAAUGUGGAUGAAGAUCUGGAAACUCCAGUAGGUGGCGAGAUCAACGCUCCCCGCAAGAGAAACACUUCCAAUAAUGACUGGAAAGUUCUCAGAUCAAUUUCUGUCAAUAGUCAAAAUCAACCCGUUCUGUUAACUAAGACUACUACAACAACUACAACCAGAACAGUAAGCACAACAUUGUCUUCCUCGCCACAUUCAUCGCCUGUGCAUAAUGUCAAAUACCCCAAAACUCGUUCUAGCUCGAGGACAAAUUCUAAUAGUCCAAAUAAGGGACAGUACUCCCCGAAUCAUAAUAGAAUAACUCCUGGAAGCAUAAGAAAAGUAAGUGGAACGGUUAAUAGCAGUCCAGUUUCCGGCAAAUACUAG
Messenger RNA from Priceomyces carsonii, 1734 nucleotides. RefSeq names its product phosphoprotein phosphatase (gene CDC14). Gene Ontology annotation, biological process: regulation of exit from mitosis; microtubule cytoskeleton organization; positive regulation of cytokinesis. Gene Ontology annotation, molecular function: protein serine/threonine phosphatase activity; protein tyrosine/serine/threonine phosphatase activity; protein tyrosine phosphatase activity. The transcript is spliced from 2 exons. Gene Ontology annotation, cellular component: nucleolus; spindle pole; spindle pole body. Bases 1 to 1734 code for a protein of 577 amino acids. The record is from RefSeq and is a predicted model, not a curated record. Lineage: Eukaryota; Fungi; Ascomycota; Pichiomycetes; Serinales; Debaryomycetaceae.